AGUCGUCACCAUCAUGAUCUAAUCCAGCCUUUGCUUCGUGCUCCUCCGGCUUCAUCAGAGUGGGCAGACGAGCACGAGAUUCUCGAACUCCGAUUCCUUCGAUAUAUCUAGCAGGAAGGGAUGGAUUAGAAUAAGAGCUAAGGUCAGGAACUGUCCAGAUUUUCGAUUGCAGUCGGUGUCGAGACGGGGUGUGCGAGAUUUCAGUGUGAAAGUUGCAUUGGAGCAGCUGUAAGUGCGAUUAUACGGCAGCGACAAGGCCCUUUCAAUAUCUUUUCACAAGCUUGUGACGCUGUCGUGUUAAUGUUUGCAUAACGUCACAUUGGGGAAGGAUCAUUUUAAGACUGCGGCAGUGUUGGUAUUUUGAUUUCUUGUUAUGCUGGUCACGUGUCGGAAUUUGAGCUCAGAUUGUAAUUGAGUGAUGAGUCGAGGUGCAACGGUUUUGUUAAUGGAGAUGCAAACACAAGAGAUCUGUUGAUUUCGGCAGAAAACAUGGAAGAGAUUUGAGUAUAUGUGCGAACUCUUUUGCCAAUUGCUUCAGUUUUGGAGUCAACUAGUGUUUCCGAACCCAUGGCGACUAAUAUAUUUCAUCUUCAAUUUGCGACUGUUGUCUUGGUACUCACGGCGAUUUGCGCUGAUGGGUGGGAGAGUUGCCCAAAGAAAGAAAAAGGGAUGUGUAGUAUGGUCCUGGACGGGACCGGCUACGCUUGUAGAGAGUACACGGUAGAGACGGAGGACGGGUUCCUGUUAGGGUUGCAGAGAAUAUCACCAGCAAUUGAGAGGUCGAAUGUAACGAAAAGGCUUCCUGUGGUGUUACAGCAUGGGUUACUUCAAGGGGGCGACAACUGGGUCCUGAAUUUCCCUGGUCAGUCGCUGGGUUUUAUUCUUGCGGACGAGGGCUUCGAUGUGUGGAUUGCGAAUGGACGUGGUACGAGAUGGAGCCAUGGACACAGGAGGUAUUCUAAACACGACAGAAGAUACUGGGACUGGACUUGGGAUGAGCUCGCUCAGUACGAUCUCCCCGCCUUGUUUGAGUUUAUCAUGACAGCCACCGGGUCGAAGGUGUUCUACGUCGGGCAUUCGCAGGGGACAAUAACAGGAUUAGCAUCAUUCACGCAUCAAGCUGUGACGGACAUGUUGGCAGCGGCGGCGUUGCUAAGUCCCAUCUCAUACCUCGACCACAUCUCAUCGAAGUUCAUCAACAAUGCCGCACUCUAUCACAUCGACAUUUUGGUGAAGUCCAUGGGUUUUCGCGAAUUCAACGUCCGGAAUGAGGUGGGAGUGCAGCUAAUGGACAGGGUGUGUCAAGAAAUAGACUGUCGUGACCUCUUGGCAACCAUCACUGGCCCUAACUGCUGCUUCAACCGUACUCGCAUCCCCUACUACCUUCAAUUUGAGCCUCACUCCACUUCUUUGAAGAAUCUGGCUCAUUUGGCGCAAAUGAUAAGGAGAGGGACUUUCUGUAAGUACGACUAUGGCUACCUAGGCAAUUUACAGCACUACCAAAGCUUAUUCCCCCCAGCUUAUGAUCUUACCGCUAUCCCGAGAUCUCUGCCUCUGUGGAUGGCGUAUGGAGACAACGACGCUUUGGCCGACCCUGUCGAUGUUUUACGCACUGUCAAGCAGCUCCGGAGGAAACCAGAGAUUGUAGUGCUGCCUGAUUACGGUCACCUAGACUUCAUUUUCAGCAUUAAUGCAAAAGGGGAUUUGUAUGAUAGCAUGAUCGCUUUCUUCAGAUCUCAUGCGGAUCGUUGUGAACAAGACAUCACUCAAGUUACUCGAGUUCCAGAAUCAUCUGUCUAGUGCCUGAAACUAGUGGUUAGUUUGAUUCUGACCUCUCUUAGGUAUGCUUGUGGCGUUAUAAAUCCUCUAUUUUCUCCACACAAAUGUCAAUAACUCCUCUGGAUUUUAAUCUCUGCAUAGUCCUUAGAUGAGUAGAUUAGACCUUAUGAUCGUGUACGAAUAUUUAUUUAGUGCGCCUAUAGGCUGUUCUCGAUUCCAAGAUUGUUUUUACAUCUAGACGCACCUAAUAAAGGACAUUUUUGGAAUACCUUCCUUA
Physcomitrium patens is the source of this 2056-nucleotide messenger RNA. Its product is annotated as triacylglycerol lipase 1. The record is from RefSeq and is a predicted model, not a curated record. NCBI's taxonomy places the organism in Eukaryota, Viridiplantae, Streptophyta, Bryopsida, Funariales, Funariaceae. Gene Ontology annotation, biological process: lipid metabolic process. Gene Ontology annotation, molecular function: hydrolase activity, acting on ester bonds.